GUCACAUCCGUCGUCACAUCCGUCGUAAACAGAAAUACGGUCUAGGAAGUAUUCGGUCAGUGCAAUGGAGGGCUCCAAGUCCUCGAGCACCACCAUGCAGGUCAGCUUUGUGUGUCAACGUUGUAGUCAACCUCUAAAACUGGACACAUCAUUUAAUGUGCUCGAUCGUGUUACCAUUCAGGAACUCAUUGCUCCAUUGGUCACUGUUACACCAAGCAAACAGACUGAAAACCAUGAAGGGGAGAGUGCACCAGAGGAGACCUUUGUGGAAACAAAGCAGGAUGGUGUAGCAAGAAAAUACAUACCUCCUGCAAGAAUGAUGUCCACAGAAAGUGCCAAUAGCUUCACUCUGAUUGGAGAAGCAUCUGAUGGAGGCACUAUGGAAAACCUGAGUCGCAGGCUGAAGGUGACAAGUGACCUGUUUGACAUCAUGUCAGGGCAGACAGAUGUAGACCACCCACUGUGUGAGGAGUGUACAGACACCUUGCUCGAUCAUCUGGACACACAGCUCAACAUCACAGAAAAUGAGUGUCAGAACUAUAAGAACUGUCUGGAGCUGCUGUCCCACCUGCAGGUGGAGGAAGAGGAGACCCUGCUGAAGGAGCUGCAGCGGCUCCGGGAGGAGGAGGAGUCUCUGGUUCAGGAGCUGGAGACGGUGGAGGAGCAGCGGGCUGCCGUGGCUGCAGACCUGGCUCAGGGGCGGAGCCUCUCCCAGCAGCUAGACACAGAGGAGCUGCAGCACCAGAAGGAGUAUAGCGAGUUUAAGCGGCAACAGUUGGAGCUGGAUGAUGAGCUGAAGAGUGUGGAUAACCAAAUGAGAUACUGCCAGAUCCAACUAGAUCGCUUGAAAAAGACCAAUGUCUUCAAUGCUACCUUCCAUAUCUGGCACAGCGGUCAGUUUGGAACCAUCAACAACUUCCGCCUGGGCCGGCUACCCAGUGUCCCCGUGGAGUGGAACGAGAUCAACGCUGCCUGGGGUCAAACUGUUCUGCUGCUACAUGCCCUCGCCAACAAGAUGGGCCUACGCUUCCAGAGAUACCGCCUGGUUCCAUACGGAAAUCACUCCUACCUGGAGUCACUAACAGACAAAGCCAAGGAGCUCCCACUUUACUGCUCGGGGGGUCUGCGGUUCUUCUGGGACAACAAGUUUGACCAUGCCAUGGUAGCCUUCCUAGACUGUGUGCAGCAGUUUAAAGAGGAGGUGGAGAAGGGAGACACAGGAUUCUGCCUCCCUUAUAGGAUGGACGUUGAGAAGGGGAAGAUCGAGGACACUGGAGGCAGCGGGGGCUCAUACUCAAUCAAGACCCAGUUCAACUCAGAGGAACAGUGGACCAAGGCACUGAAGUUCAUGCUGACAAACCUCAAGUGGGGACUGGCCUGGGUCUCCUCCCAGUUCUACAACCGAUAAGAUGAAGAAGCGCCAGUUGACAAAGAGGAAAUAUAUUUUCUGAAUGUGACUUUUCAGAAAAUGUCCGUCUUGUCUCCCGUUCACUUAUCUGGGGCCUGCUCCUAUUCCAGUAUCCUCUGGCAUCCAGUGACAUGCCUCAAUAAUUAUGAACCCCUAAUUAUUGAAUUAACUGGAUAGGUCUACAAUGUUUUACCCAAACCUAAUUGAGUCCUGUGAGACUUUAGGGACACAAUCCAGAGUUGAAUCUUCUCUCGUAGCGAGUGGAUCCCAAUCCUAUCUACAUCAUUGUGCUCCUGAAUUGCACUGGCAAUGGUAAAAGAUCUGUAUUUGAGUGUCACAUUGCAAGGAUCGCAGAUGAGCAAGAGUGAGCCAGUUUAAAUUAUUUGAAUGUGUUUCUUAUUAGUCAUGGCUUUUGGUGGCUAAACGGCUAAACCUAAAAGAUUUUGUGCACGGGUGAACUUAAAUUUGUCUUCGUUUGGACGCUGUCAGAAGAAAUUUUAACAUUUGUUAGAUGUGUUACAUCUUUCAUAUCAAACUUGCAGAGUGCACUGAGUGUUAGGACCUAAUGUGAUUUGGUGAAAUUGGCACUUUCAUUUAGUCAACUUUUAUUCUUUUGCUACUACUCUUCUGUGUGUCUGGUGAUAAGGAGCCCAAGGCAAUAUAUGCCUCUAUCACUGUGUGAUGCAUUGUAUGGUUCUAUCCCUACACAAAUAAUGUCAUGAACCUACACCUACUUAUUCUAAAUACAAAAUUGCAUCCUUGUGCCACAGCAAGCUAAAGCAAAUAGCAAUAAGGAAUGUGAUACUAUCAGUAUGUCAUUUUGCUAUCCAUAUAUUUAGCAUGUUUCUUAUGCAUUAUCUUGCCAUUGCACUGACCCUGUAGUAAGAAGCAUUAGUGUUAUUACAUGGAAGUAAACUAUUUUAGACCAUAAUUGGGUUUCUGAUACCUCAUUGGCAUUCUUCAUUGAGUUAUGGUGUGCAUAUUCCAAUAUUACGACAAAAGUAAUUCAAGUUUCUCUUCCUGCAGAAUAUUCUGUUUGAGAGAGAAUUCAGGUUCCACACUACUGUUAUAAUGUUGCAAGUAUUUCGUCUUUGUACAAUUUCAAUUCUAACACUGCAUGAUUUGCAAUAAAUUCCUUUUAAUUUA
Molecule: messenger RNA, 2554 nt
Organism: Osmerus eperlanus (European smelt)
Lineage: Eukaryota; Metazoa; Chordata; Actinopteri; Osmeriformes; Osmeridae
Gene: becn1
Product: beclin 1, autophagy related
Exons: 12
Coding region: 65-1408 (447 amino acids)
Biological process (GO): cellular response to nitrogen starvation; autophagosome assembly; autophagy
Cellular component (GO): phosphatidylinositol 3-kinase complex, class III, type II; phagophore assembly site; phosphatidylinositol 3-kinase complex, class III, type I
Source: RefSeq, a predicted model, not a curated record